UGAAAACAGAGAGGAAGACAUCCCAAGCCUGUCUUUUCUUCCUCUUCCUACAGACACCAUCUUGACAACACCUGAGAACUCUUGGGGCAGUUUGUUUCUGAAACUACUUACCUGCAUUUGGCAUCACCAUGAAGUUCCUGCUGGGACUCGCCAUUGGCUUUCUGCUUGUGACUACAGGUGCUUCUUUGAAGUGUGAAGUUUGUAUGGGCAGUGGCAACAGCUGUUCUGGCCCCAUGGAGACCUGCGACAAUGACACCUGCGUCAUCUCUGUAUCUGAAAUCACUGUAGGUGGAAUGCAAACUCAGAUAAUAGCUAAAAGCUGUGGAUCGUCCAACAUCUGCAAAGACAGAACACAACUCCUCAACUUUGGGCGAGGGCAAGAACUAAGGACAGGACUCGCUUGCUGUGUAGGGGAUGCCUGCAAAACUGCAACUCCUCAAGUGCCUCCACGCAUCAACCAACCCAAUGGGAAGCAGUGCCCAGCCUGCUAUUCUUUGCUCUCUGGUGUUUGCGAUACCAAUGAGACGGUGGACUGCGUUGGACCACAGAACAACUGCCUUGAAAUGGCUGUGACCGUUUCUUAUGGAACUGUCAUCGUCAACGUUGUUCAGAAGGGUUGUGCCACUAAGGGGUUUUGUGAUGGCUUAAAACUAGGCGAAACCACCGUAUCAGGCUUUUACUCUCACAUCACAAAAGCUGAAUGUGUGCCAGCCUCACGGCCAGAAUGAUGACUUCAUCAGCUGCCUUCUCAGGAUUUGGGGGCUUCUGCCACUGAAGAACCGAUUCUGAUCCACCUGGUUUGCUGCUGCAUUGGGGGGGGGGGCUCUGCUUAAACACCUCUGUAUCACUUAUCUGCAACUUCAUCCAAAAAUGAUUUCUACCUCCCAGGGGGAGAAUGAUGCCCUCUUUGAGUGAAACAAAUAAAUCAUAAUUUGCAUGAAAACUGUCCCCUUGUUCUGCUAGAGCAGAAAUGGGGAAUCCUGUGGUCCUCCAGGUGCCAAGUGACAAGUGGGCAGGGCCACUCAUCUGUCAAUCACUUGACAUCAUUAUGCUGGUUAUAUAGGGAGAUUUUUCAAAGGAAAAUAAAAAAAGAAUUAUACAACUUUUUCCAAUUAACAUUCAGUUCAUAUUCGACUUCCCCUCUCCCCAUCCAUGGUUUCCCCACAUUUUCUAAUAUCAGGGCAUAUUAUAGUUCUUCUAUAUAUUAUCUCCUCCAAAGUAUUCUCAGACAUGUAUUUUACUGUUCUUACACCAAACCUUUUAGCUUGUUUACAUUUAAAUAAUAUUAAUCUACAAACAUUUUCCAAUCCUCCUUAAACACAGUAUCAUCUUGAUCUCUAAUUUUACUACUUAGACUUGCUAAUUCAGCAUAUUCCAUGAGUUUCAACUGCCAAUCGUCUUCAGUGGGCACUGCCUCAUCUUGCCAUUUUUGCUCAUAGAUUAUUCUUGCUGCAGUAGUGGGAUAUAAAAAUAAGUUCAUCUGGAUUUUUUGUACAUCUGUCCCAGUUAUGCCUAAAAGAAAAGCCUCUGGGUUUUUCUUGGGGAAAGUCUCACUGAAUAUUUUUUUAAAGGUAAAGGUACCCCUGACCGUUAGGUCCAGUCGCGGAUGACUCUGAUGUUGCACACUCAUAUCGCUAUAUAGGCCGAGGGAGCCUGCGUUUGUCCACAGACAUCUUCCGAGUCAUGUGACCAGCAUGACUAAGCUGCUUCUGGUGAACCAGAGCAGCACACAGAAACGCUGUUUACCUUUCUGCUAGAUAGGUACUUUUUAUCUACUUGCACUUGAUGUGCUUUUGAACUGCUAGGUGGGCAGGAGCUGGGACUGAACAAAAGAAGCUCACCCCGUCACAGGGAUUUGAACUGCUGACCUUCCAAUCAGCAAGCCCUAGGCUCUGUAGUUUAGAUUAUGACCCACGUCUCGAGCCCAAUGAAUCAUAGCAGCACUUGCCAUCAUUAUGAAGCCAGAUGGCAACCUCAGAAGGGCUCAUUAUCAGUGUCCAUUAGCUGAUUGGUGCUAACAUUCCACUUUCAAGGGACCCAUAUUGAAGCCAUAGUUUGUAUUCAAUGAUAGUCAAUGCCUUAGGUUGUACUCCCAGUACGUUUCCGAGCACAAUUCAAAGUGUUGGUGCUGACCUUUAAAGCCCUAAACGGCCUCGGUCCAGUAUACCUGAAGGAGCGUCUCCACCCCCAUCGUUCUGCCUGGACACUGAGGUCCAGUGCCGAGGGCCUUCUGGGGGUUCCCUCAUUGUGAGAAGCCAAGUUGCAGGGAACCAGGGAGAGGGCCUUCUCGGUGGUGGCGCCCGCCCUGUGGAAUGCCCUUCCAUCAGAUGUCAAAGAGAAAAACCGCUACCAGAUUUUUAGAAGACAUCUGAAGGCAGCCCUGUUUGGGGAGACUUUUAAUGUUUAAUAGAUUAUUUUAUUUCAUUUUUCUGUUGGAAGCCGCCCAGAGUGGCUGGGGAAACC
Molecule: messenger RNA, 2463 nt
Organism: Zootoca vivipara (common lizard)
Lineage: Eukaryota; Metazoa; Chordata; Lepidosauria; Squamata; Lacertidae
Product: phospholipase A2 inhibitor and Ly6/PLAUR domain-containing protein
Cellular component (GO): extracellular region
Molecular function (GO): phospholipase inhibitor activity
Source: RefSeq, a predicted model, not a curated record